AUGCUACAUAUCGGUUAUCUAGUGGAGCAAUUGACACAAGAGCGGUUGUCCGUCGUUCUUCUUGGGGUAGUAGCCGUUUCUGGAGGAUUCCACGGAGGUCAUGGAGGACACAGCAAGCAGUACAGGAAGCAAAAUGACCACGGCCACUACAGCUUCGGCUACGACAUCCAAGACGCCUGGGGCAACGUGCACGGGCGUCACGAGACCGGCACGGGCCACGAGGGCGUGCACGGCUCCUACUACCUGGGCGAGGUGGACGGACGCCACCGAUACGUUGUCUACGUGGCCGAUAAGUUCGGCUUCCGGGCCAUGGUCAAGACCAACGAGCACGGAACUAAGACCAGCCUGCCCGCCGCCGCGCCCUACGUGUCGGCCAACGGGAAGCACGUGCCCUCGUACGGCAUCGGAGGAGGACACCACGGCCACCACCACGUUCACCACGGUCACCACGGACACCACGGACACCACGGAUAA
Messenger RNA from Ixodes scapularis (black-legged tick), 474 nucleotides. RefSeq names its product adult-specific rigid cuticular protein 15.7-like. Gene Ontology annotation, molecular function: structural constituent of chitin-based larval cuticle. The record is from RefSeq and is a predicted model, not a curated record. Lineage: Eukaryota; Metazoa; Arthropoda; Arachnida; Ixodida; Ixodidae. Bases 1 to 474 code for a protein of 157 amino acids. The transcript is spliced from 3 exons. Gene Ontology annotation, cellular component: chitin-based extracellular matrix.